This is a messenger RNA of Merops nubicus (carmine bee-eater), 943 nucleotides long. It is a transcript of the gene UNC50, whose product is annotated as unc-50 homolog (C. elegans). Lineage: Eukaryota; Metazoa; Chordata; Aves; Coraciiformes; Meropidae. The coding region runs from base 1 to 780 and encodes 259 amino acids. The record is from RefSeq and is a predicted model, not a curated record. The transcript is spliced from 5 exons. Gene Ontology annotation, cellular component: Golgi membrane.
AUGCUGCCCACCACGCUGGUGAGCCCGGGGAGCCAUGGCAACGGGGCGCUGGGCCCGCGGGACGCGGCGCGGCACACGGCCGGCGCCAAGCGCUACAAGUACCUGCGCAGGCUGCUCCACGUACGGCAGAUGGACUUCGAGUUCGCCCUCUGGCAGAUGCUGUACCUCUUCACCUCACCCCAGAGGGUGUACAGGAACUUCCACUACAGAAAGCAGACGAAGGACCAGUGGGCAAGAGAUGACCCUGCUUUCUUGGUUCUUCUCAGCAUCUGGCUCUGCGCAUCCACUGUAGGAUUUGGUUUUGUGCUGGACAUGGGUUUUUUUGAAACAAUAAAGCUGCUACUUUGGGUUGUGUUCAUAGACUGCGUGGGCGUUGGCCUCCUGAUUGCAACUCUGAUGUGGUUCAUUUCCAACAAGUACUUGGUGAAGCAGCAGAACAGGGACUAUGAUGUGGAGUGGGGAUAUGCCUUUGAUGUCCACCUGAACGCUUUCUAUCCUCUUCUCGUCAUUCUGCAUUUUAUCCAACUGUUCUUCAUCAACUAUGUCAUCAUCUCGGAUUCGGUGGUGGGGUACUUUGUUGGGAACACGUUGUGGCUGAUAGCCAUCGGCUACUACAUCUACGUGACAUUCCUGGGGUACAGCGCGUUGCCCUUCCUGAAGAACACAGCCAUCCUUCUGUACCCAUUUGCCAUUCUCAUCCUGCUCUACUUGAUCUCAUUAGCGUGUGGAUGGAACUUCACCAAGAUGCUUUGUUCCUUUUAUAAAUACAGAGUGAAAUAAAACCAGGGCUUCAUGUACGUAACGUUUGUUUUCUUUUUAUCUUGGCUGUCUAACAGUAAAGAAAAAGUUAAGAACAUUUUGUAAAUGGUUGUAAAUUUCUCUUUAUUGUAGAUAACUGUGUAAAAAAAAGUUUGAAGUGUCCUUUUUUUAUUAAAAUAUUUAC